UCAAACUGGACGCGGGGAGUUGAAGCUUCAAAGAAAAACACACUGACACACAAAAGAAAGGUUUAUUAUCGAGGAUAAAGUAAAAGUAUAACGAACAUGACGAGCACAUUGAAAGGUAUCACUAUCAAAGGAAGCGCUGAGCUGGUGGCGGAGUUCUUCUCAUUCGGCAUCAACAGCAUCCUGUACCAGCGAGGCAUCUACCCUCCAGAGACGUUCACCAGAGUCACCAACUAUGGCAUGAGCCUGCAACUCACUACUGACACCAAACUGAAGACCUACCUGACCGAUGUGGUGGCUCAACUCAAAGACUGGCUGUUUGAGUGCACAGUGCAGAAGCUGGUGCUGGUGAUCACGUGCCUGGAAACCAACGAGGUGCUGGAGAGAUGGCAGUUUGACAUCGAGUGUGACAAGUCAGCCAAAGAAACCAGUGCUCCAAGAGAGAAGUCCAUUAAAGCCAUUCAGGACGAGAUCCGCUCAGUCAUCAGACAGAUAACAGCCACAGUCACCUUCCUGCCACUGCUGGAGACGCCAUGUGCGUUCGACCUCCUGGUAUACACUGACAAAGACCUGGCUGUUCCUGACAAGUGGGAAGAGUCCGGCCCGCAGAUCAUCGCCCAAUCAGAGGAGGUGCGUUUGCGCUCCUUCACCACCUCCAUCCACAAGGUGAACAGCAUGGUGGCGUACAAGAAGACUGACUCUGCUUAAAUACUCCACCUGUGGCUUCCCCUGAACCCUAGGAGCUGUAUAUAACACCGCCUUUCUGAACUUCACCAUGUCUUUCUGCUCUCUCUACUCUGAUGUGAAUAUUUCUCUGUAGCAGCAAUUUAUCUGUUAGGAACUGUCUUUUUUCUAUUUUGUGUUGUCAA
This is a messenger RNA of Scomber scombrus (Atlantic mackerel), 866 nucleotides long. It is a transcript of the gene mad2l1, whose product is annotated as MAD2 mitotic arrest deficient-like 1 (yeast). The record is from RefSeq and is a predicted model, not a curated record. Gene Ontology annotation, cellular component: nucleoplasm; kinetochore; cytoplasm. Bases 97 to 705 code for a protein of 202 amino acids. The transcript is spliced from 5 exons. Lineage: Eukaryota; Metazoa; Chordata; Actinopteri; Scombriformes; Scombridae. Gene Ontology annotation, biological process: mitotic spindle assembly checkpoint signaling.